UUGCCCACAACUACAUGGUUUUCAGUUUCUGCCUCGGAGCUUACUCAACUUCAAACCUUAUUAGGUGGGCUCAGGGCUCCAGGAACUGCAGGUGCCGGUUCAUCGCAAGAUCGUCAGGUUGCGAUCGAGCUCGGUGACGUCAUUGCUGGAGGGCAAGUAGUUGACACAGCGAAAAACAAUGCGGAUCGCCUUCUCAACCAUAUGCCCGCGGAGGAUAAAACAGCGCCGGAUACUAAACAGGCUUUAGAGGAUACUGUUCGUUCUCCUCAUUACAGACAAGCUGCCAACACCUUCGGCCACGCUCUUGCUACCGGGCAGAUGGCUCCCGUGCUAGAACGAUUCGGCAUCAGCGAAGGGGCUGCGCAAGCCGCUGCCACUGGAAGUGAGUUCGUUUCAAUUGUGAAUAACCUUGAACAC
This is a messenger RNA of Cooperia oncophora, 417 nucleotides long. Lineage: Eukaryota; Metazoa; Nematoda; Chromadorea; Rhabditida; Trichostrongylidae. The record is from the annotation of a GenBank genome assembly.